Messenger RNA from Mucor mucedo, 1202 nucleotides. RefSeq lists its product as uncharacterized. Lineage: Eukaryota; Fungi; Mucoromycota; Mucoromycetes; Mucorales; Mucoraceae. The transcript has a single exon. The coding region runs from base 103 to 1158 and encodes 351 amino acids. The record is from RefSeq and is a predicted model, not a curated record.
UAUUUUGGCAUCUUCUCCUUUUGUUAUCUCUCCUCUUUUAGCUUUCCCUUUUAUAUUCCCCCUUUCUAAUAGACACUAUAUAAAUUCCCACCACUAUCUGUGAUGACCAACGCUUUCUCUACUCUUUCCUUAAAGAGAAAUCGAAAAAAAGAGUCCAAAUUCAAUGCCAUGUUAAAUAAACUCACAAACCCUUUUCACACUCAUAAAAAGAGACGCCAUACAGACAGACGAUCCUCUCUCAGUACAUUCAUUGACUUCUUUCGUACAGAAGAUCCUCAUCCGUUUGCCAACGACGCUCUCUUUGAACAUAACAGAUACAAGCAGCAAAAGAGUCUUGGUAACAAUCAAAAUUUGCAUCCCCAACAUCAUCCUUCUCGUAACAACAAUAAUAAUAACCAUAACCAUAACAACAACCAUAACAACAACAAUUAUAAUAAUAAUAAGCCUACAUCAUGUAUUUUACCAUCACCAUCACUACCACCACUACCACCACUACUCUCUCAGGCACCCACAGGGAGAAAAGAAACAAGCAUACUGAAGAAACCACUGAUUGGACAUCGACACACAAACAGUACGCCCAUUCAGCCCACCAGCAGCAGCAAUAAUAAUAAUCGGAAAAAGACACAGCAGCAUAUACGUCACUACUCGCAUGUCUCCUGUAUCUCGUCUUCCAACAUUACGGUGAAUUCCGAAGACUUGACUGCCAAGGAAUUUGCAGACAUUGCAGGUAUCCGUAUUCUAUCGGAAGACGAAGAGUGUCCACGAAAGCACAUGGAGGAAAAGAUUUGUACGUUCUGUGGACAGGAUGAUAGUGAACGCUUGCCCUCAUUGAUUGUGACUUCUCGUAUCAGUCAUAGUUCCAUGAUUCGAGGCAGUGAUCACAGCAGUAUUUACUGCCCUCCCGACUACACUGCAGACAAAGAGGAAGAGGAAGAAGAGGAGGAGGGCCAUCAGAUAUGGGAUAAUCAGUUCUGGAGGAAACCAGGCGGGGAUACCAUCCUGAUGCCUCCCAUCUUGCAUGAAUUGAAACAUCACCAAGAUACAUUUAUUAAAAAGGGUCGAUUUGAAAUUCAUUUAUCCUCUGCUAUUAAUGUAUUACCACCACCUACUCUACAACCUGUCUAUGAAUGGAAGCGCAAAUCAAGGCCAAUCGCUUAAGCUGCUACAUAUAUACUUUUUUUUUUUUUUUUUUUUUUUUUUUU